AUGGUUAUUUUUGUAAUUCAGCAUAGCAAUUCAGAGGUUCCAACCAAACAACAUGUUAAAAAUUCAGAUCUUAAAAAUUCAGACCCUCUUAGAAAUUCAGAUCUUAAAGAUCUAGAUCUUACCAAGCAGCUCCUUAGUCAAUCAAAUACAACGUCUUUGUCCGUCUCCUUGGCCACUCCACAUCCAACCCACCAGCCUACAGGGCACUGUUCACUAGUGGAAGUUCACCUAUACUACCACCGGCAUCCACCACCCCCCUUUGCCACCCCACUUCUACCUUCUAUCGGGAAGAGAAACCCUAAACCUAUCCCACCGCCACCGUCAACGCCAACGUCACACACCGUUCACAGCUUUGGAUCUAACGUAGAGUCAUCGAACCGAAGUUUGUUUUUUGUUUCUUCCUUACAAACGAUGUUGCUUUCUCAAAGAUUUUAUGGCAGGACCAUUGAAGGCAGUCUUAUUGGAAAACGAGUGAAAAAGGCUGCCGAUGUUAAGGUAUUAUGUGUUUUGGCGAGCAUUGUUGAUGUUAAUCAUGUUUCUUCGUCUUCCUUCAUCAUUUGGGAAUUUUAUGAAAUGAGGAAAUGGAUGAUGAUAUUAACCAAUCUGUUUAAGAUCUCUAUUAAAACAUUGUACUUUCAUCGAUGUCUUUGUGUCCUACCAUCUUUUCACGGUUGGCUGUCUCAAAUAUCCGGCUUAAACAACGUAAUAUUUCUCCAAGUGACCAAGCAAGUUGUUUUAUGUUUAAAAAGGAAAAAAGGUUGGUCUUGUGGGCACUCUGCAUAUCAUCAUAGUGAAACAAGUCUUUUGGGUACCAUCAUUGGCAUGGCCCAAAACUUUGUGGACACCCAUCACAGAGCACAAUUCGACAACUGCAUCAUUGCAUUGCAUUCCGUGACACACGAAUUCAGAAUCAUGAACGGUCACAUUUAUGUUGAUGCAUUUUCAUUGCUACUGAACUUCCAUUUGUGGUAUAUUUUGACACCCGUUCGUGUGAAUUUCAUUUGGAGAGACGUAAAAGCAAACAAACUCUUCAUUAUCCUCAUUGAUCAAAAUAGAGAAAAAUUGGUAGCAGUUGUUCCACAACAAAUGAUGCGUUUUAUUUAUGGAGGGAAUCUAUUGGGUGGUGUGUUCUCUUUAAACCAUUUCCAAAUCGAACCAACCUAUGCUGAGUAUCCGAGAGGAUCGGACAGAGAGAAAAAUGAUGAUCGGUAUUGUUGGAAAAAUCGUCAAAGGCAAGCGAAAAUAUUCCCGUUACUUUGGUUUAAUGCCGUUAACUUCGUUCACUUUAUAUCUCCAAGACGGCCCGGAGAGUAUAAUAAAGUUGAAACUAUAUGUAACUACACAAACACGCCAUCAGAUUGUGAGGACUUGCUAUGCAAUAAAGAGAAACUAUAUAAUAUUUGUUUCUCGGGUAAAAUUGGUUCAUUUGGAUACAAUGAACAUUUUGAUACCAACCGAAUUAACCGACGUAGAGUUCCAGUCGAGGAUGCCGGAAGCAUUUAACAUCAUGAAUAUGCCUAGAAGAAUUUUUGAUUCCGUGUGACACAUUUAGUGGUGUUUUUUUUUUUUUUGAAGUUUUGAGAAUUUUUACGAGUGCGUUUUCUUUUAGAGUUGAUCUACAUUAAUGUUAGACAUAUUGUGGUGAAUUUUUUCAUGUACGG
Lactuca saligna is the source of this 1661-nucleotide messenger RNA. NCBI's taxonomy places the organism in Eukaryota, Viridiplantae, Streptophyta, Magnoliopsida, Asterales, Asteraceae. The record is from the annotation of a GenBank genome assembly.